CAAGGGAAACGAGGGAAAUUAGUUCACAGUUCCAGGGGUAGCCUUCACACGCUCCCUUUUUUUUCGUGCGCUAACUGAUCUUUUCUUCUUCACUCCGCUCUUCAAACGCACUGUCUCAUCGGGUAUCUUGCCAAUCGCUUCUUCACAAGCUGCCACAAACAUUCUCGUGAAUCACCGCAGGAUGGCCAUGGAAGCAACUCCACGUCCAACUACUCCCAGUGCUGAAGUGGUUGGAAAUGCAUUUGUUGAGCAGUACUACCAUAUUCUUCACCAUUCACCAGAAUUAGUCUAUCGGUUCUAUCAAGAAUCUAGUGUACUAAGUCGACCUGAUUCUAAUGGGGUGAUGGCAUCAGUGACAACAAUGAAAGGUAUCAACGAGAAGAUCCUUUCAUUAAACUAUAAAGACCUUAAAGCUGAGAUAAAGACUGCUGAUGCUCAAAAGUCUUACAAGGAUGGAGUGACUGUGUUGGUGACUGGUUGUUUGACUGGCAAGGAUAACCUGAGAAGACAAUUUGCACAAUCAUUCUUUCUUGCUCCACAAGACAAUGGAUAUUUUGUUCUGAAUGAUGUUUUUAGGUAUCUAGAAGAAUGCGAACCAUCAGAACAGCAUUUGAUCAAUGCGGUUGAUGAUGCCACUGAUGUUCUUAUAACUUCUGACCCAGACAACAGUCAUGUUUCUGAUCCAUCUGCACCAGACCCUGCAAAUUCUAAUGCGAACAAGGAUCAAAAUGGUGCUGAGAAUGCUUAUGGGCCAUCUAAUCAUGAAAGACAAUCAUUUGUUGAAAUCGAGGGUGUUGAAGAGCCCCAGUCUAAGUCAAACGGCGUUGAUGUUUCUCAGGCCACAGAAUUGGCUUCUUCAGCUCAAGAGGACACUCCAAAGAAGUCUUAUGCAUCUAUCGUGAAAGUCCUUAAAGGAAGCUCAGAAUCAAGUAAAGUCUAUGUACCUACUAAUGCUGUAAAAGUGGUGCCUAGAAAAACUGAGAACCAGUCAGUUGAGCUAGCUGAAUCUGCUGCUGCAUCUGAACCUGAGAAAGAACCUAACAGUGUCACUGAAAGUAGUAAUAAUCAGGACGAAGUUGAAGGGUAUUCCAUUUACAUCCGAAAUUUGCCCUUAAAUGUGACGGCUUCUCAGUUGGAGGUGGAAUUCAAGAAAUUUGGACCCAUCAAGCAAGGAGGUAUCCAAGUCAGAAAUAAUAAGCAGGGAUACUGUUUUGGAUUUGUUGAAUUCCAGUCUCCGAGUUCCAUGAAUAGUGCAAUUCAGGCUUCACCUAUUACAUUUGGGGGUCGUCAGGCUGAAAUUGAGAUGAAGAGAACUACUAAUCGAGUCGGCACUGGUAAUCCUGGAAGAGGUAGGUUCCCAGCUGUAAGAAGUGGGUUUCGAAAUGACUUCAGGGGCCGUGGCUUUGGCAGUGGUCGAGGGCUUGGUCGAAUUGAUUAUGGAAACCCAGGAGAGUUCUCCGGAGGAGGUUGGGGCCCUGGAAAUCGUGGCAGCGAAGGUUAUCAUCAAGGGAGAGGGAGAGGGAGAGGUUGGCGCUCUGGUGGACAAAGGCAUAAUACUGUUUCCUGAGAACAUGGGAUAUUGUUAUUGACAAACUCAUGACAAGGUUGUCUUGUGUGGCUCGUUGAUUUGGUAAGUUGUUAGAAACACAGGCGCAGGCUGGUUUGCAUGAUCUUCAUGCGGUGCACAAGCAGCAUCAAGAGCAUCUGAUGUUUCCUUUGAUUAACUGCACAGUUGUAGUAGUUUGUAGUUAUAAUGCAAUGAUCCUUCUAGUGGUUUUAGGAUAUUAGGCAGGUAUCUAGUCAGUAGCCACUAAGAUACACUUUUUUUUUUAAUUAUUAUUAUAUUCAUUUCUAUAUAUGACGGAAACAAAUGCCUAUGUCGGAUCUGUUGGUUCCUCCCUGGGGUCAGUUUUGACUGGAGUUGAGAUUGAAUUAGCUGCUCCAUUGGACAACCAAUGGCGUUAGAAGUGAACAAA
Prosopis cineraria is the source of this 1976-nucleotide messenger RNA. Its product is annotated as nuclear transport factor 2-like. The transcript is spliced from 9 exons. The record is from RefSeq and is a predicted model, not a curated record. Gene Ontology annotation, cellular component: cytosol; ribonucleoprotein complex. The coding region runs from base 182 to 1567 and encodes 461 amino acids. Gene Ontology annotation, molecular function: mRNA binding. Lineage: Eukaryota; Viridiplantae; Streptophyta; Magnoliopsida; Fabales; Fabaceae.